This is a messenger RNA of Chara braunii, 16881 nucleotides long. Lineage: Eukaryota; Viridiplantae; Streptophyta; Charophyceae; Charales; Characeae. The record is from the annotation of a GenBank genome assembly.
GUUUAUAACUUCAUAAUAGUUCAUAUGUAUUAACUCUUGAAUUCUGGGCUUCAAAUUCGUGUUUUGUUUUUGGCAACAGCGGUAUCCAUCAUGGAGGGAGGUCAUGGCAUCCUUGUCGUGGAUGGGGAGGUGCAGGUGUCAUUCCUAACCAACCGGUAUCCUCGCAAGUGCCCAUCUCCACCUCCCAAUCCUCCACCAUCGCCACCAAGCUCGAUUCCACCCCCUGCUCCAGAGAGCCCAGCUGUUGGGGGUAGGCGUAGACUCCUUGCUGCUCCUUUUAAUGGCUCGCAGCAUCUGAGAGCAGGAAAUGUUUUAGCAGGGCCGUCCGGUGCUGACCGAAUUUACAGUGUAAUGUCAGGUGGAGGAGACUCAAAGUUGAAUGGAGGUUUUGAGUUGCGUGCUGUGGCCAGAGGGCUGCAGUAUGAUGGGAUGUGGGGUACAUUGACGUUGGGAAACAGUACAGGGCAGCAACAAGGGGAUAGGCUGAUGGAGUUAACAUGGGACAUGCUUGGGAUAGAGCGGGAGGAGUAUUCAGACGUGGCAGCCAGACUGCAGGAUGAUGGGUUCAUGCCUGAUUCAAACAUGACAAACAUGGAGUGUUGCGAUUUCAAGAUUGGGGUGGCGGUAUGGAAUCCGAUCUAUUUUCCAGGCUUUAAAGGUCUGGUUGAUGAGGUAGCUGUGUGGAACAAACCAUUGAAUCCGGAGGUAAUUAGGGCAGCUAUGUUCCACAUGCCAGAGUCAUUACCAACACGAGGUGUGAGGGCACCAGAAGGAGCACAACUGGAUUACACAGCAGGGCGAGUACUAUAUGCCAGGUUCAAUAAUCCGUGCUUGGAGCGGUGGGUGGUGCCUGACAAGGCAGGGUACACUGCAGGUGGGUGGGUUCAGGAUUGGAAGGAAGCCCCACCUCUUCCCCCUUCACCGUACUCGCCCCCUCCCCUUCCUCCCCCCACCACUCCCCCCCCACCUUAUUGGUUUGACUGGCCCCUUCUCUUCCUUACAACAGACAACCAGAGCUUGACCUUGAACUCUGCUCUUCCUAGUUCCCCUCCCCCUCUGAGCCCUCCCCCUCUGAUAACAGAGCUUGACGAUCUUCCUGAAGGUGUGAUCAUCUACCCGAAGGUUGUGGAUAUGGCAAAUGACAAUGUGCGUAUCUUUAGUUUCCCCAUUAAGUCCAGAUAUGUGUUUACAGGGGUGCCUUGGGCACCCCCAUCUGUUCUUGAAGUGGACCCACCCACGGUGCCUAUUGAUGGUAAGGUGAAAGUGACAAUGAUUGGGGUGGGAUUUGCGAGGAGUCCUUUCUUAAAAUGCUCCUUCAUGGAUGCGGAGAUCCCUCUUGUCACAACAGUGGAUGGAGGGGAUGUCAACCCCAAGAUCCGUGCAGCCACCAUCAACAGCGAUGAUCAUCACAUGGACCAUCGCUACCGGAAUACUGGGAUUCCUGUAGCCGGCUCAGGACCAACGGUGGCUCCAGGGCUGGAGGGUUCCCAAGCAGGCAACAGAGUGUGGAAAAUGGGAGGAAGUGGGCGCACUCGCUGGGCCCGAAAGUGGGGUACAGGAGGGAUCUGGUAUGAGAGAAGUAUCCCUGGUGCCAGCAACGCUGUCUCUGACCCCUCAUGGGCAUCAGGUGUUCGAUCACGAGCAACAGCUACAAUCGUCCCAGCUGAGCUGGACUUGGAUCAAGAUGCUGUGCUGGAUGCAAUGCGUACCAUCUUCUCCAGGAAUCCUUACACAAAAAUCAAUGAGUCCUAUAGCUUUGGCUGGUAUGACCGUGUGGUUUGUGAAGCGCCUCCUUCACCCUACCCAACAGAUCAAAUAGCUGCUGGUGUCUCUAACAACGCUGGGCUAUCACAGUCCGUUCCCUCACCACGGAUCAGUUACAUGGAGAUGGCCAUGCUGUUUGACAGAAAACCCAACUCUGCCAUUGCCACUAUGGUCAGCCUGAUGGAGCCUCCCAAGAAGACAAAAAAGGUGAUAAUAGAGGGUGGAGGUGAGGAGUCAGAGUCGAGUGAUAGUGAGGCAGGGGGGUAUAUGGAAGUUACAAUUGCAGCGUGGGUGAUGCCUACUGUGCAGAUGGUUCUUCCCCCUGCCUCAAGUCCGGGUGAGGCAAUGGCUGCUCCUCCCACAGGCACUGCUUCAGUCCUGGGCGCUCAGACAGCCAUCAUGUUGACAUCACAGAAUGGGACCACAACCAAGCUUGUGGUUUUCCAGGACGGACAGUUUCAGUUCCAUGAUGGUGGAUCCCGCCACAUGGUCCAGAACAGUAGCAAUGUGGGGCAAUGGCACUAUGUUGCCAUCUCAAGUGCUGCAGCAUGGACUAUGUUCUUCUUGGAUGGGGAGGUAGUGUGGGAAGGAGACAGAGUUGAAGGAAGAGGGUACGACACUGAGACAGGUUUAUGGACAGGCAAGAACGGGGAGCCACUCCUGCUUGUAGGACAAUAUUUCAGAGGGUACGUGGACGAGGUUCGAGUAUGGAACGAAGCCCUUUCCGAUAGGCGUCUCAAGAAGAGCAUGUUCACCAGGCUUGAUCCAGAGACCGAUGAGUCACUUGUGGGGUAUUUCAGGUUCAACCAAGAUCCAAUAGACUCAACAGGCAAGAACCCACAAGCUGAUCUGCCAUUUGGGAUAAACAGCCCUAAAUAUGCCUUUGUAGCAGCACCGUGGGAACCAGCUAGCAUCCGGUUGAUAAAUGGUGUGGAUGUCCGAGCUGCCAUGGGCGUUGGAGGGAAUAAAACAACUCCUGGAGGAACCAGUGGUCUUCUGCAAGGUCCAGCUUUCCGCUCUCCGAUGAAGGGAGGGGAGCUGAUCACUGUAAUUGGGUUCAACUUCGCUCCAAGCCAGUGGCUGUCGUGCAGCUGGGGUGUCGAGGAGGACCUUUAUGUGCCCCCAAAGAGAGAUAGUACCAGCAACCCAGAGCCAGGUCGACCCUCUGGGUGGACUCCCUGGUAUAACUUCUCUCUCUGCUCCAGUGGGAUUGCCAUUGCAAGUGGUGGUAGCAAAGACUUUGGUGCUCGAUCAAUCUAUGUGGGGCCAUCUCUGAGAUCUAUCUACACAGGAUCACAAACAAUCUCUGGUCCAUUCUCAGAUUUGCCUCCGACAAGCCCAUAUGUUGAUGACAAGACGAUGGUCUGCAAGACCCCAAGUAUGGAGGGGCCCACCGUCCUCUCCUUUGGGAUAUCCAACAAACCCACAGUCAAUCCGGUGCCUUUUGAGUUUACAGAAAUGGCUCUCGAGUGUGAUGGCAUCAGAGAAUUCCUGAUAGCAGAUAGGGUCACUCCUCAAUUUGGUUAUUAUGCAGAACGCACUGGAACCGCCUCCUCUUCUUCAGGAUAUGCUUUUGAUGCUUCAUUGGUGUCUCCCGUUUCUUCUCGACAUGUGAAAAAGAUGGAUACCACUGCUCCAAGUCCUUCUCCUUCUCCUUCUCCAUCUCCAUCUCCCUCACCAUCUCCUUCUCCUUCUUCUUCUCUCUCUUCUUCUGCUCCUGUGUCGUCUUCCCAUCCUUCGUCUCCUCCUGCGGGGAUUCGUCAUCACUUUGCGCAACGCAAGAGCAGAGAUGAGAAUGCAUUGUCGAGUGAAACUGAGGGUCAGGUCCAUUCAACUCGAGGAAACUUUCGAUAUGCUCUGGAUGCAGGGGGCUGGGCAGACGAUGCUGAUUUCUCAGACUUCGCGACAGAAGAAGCUGCAGCAAUAGCAUCGUGGGUGGAUUCACCGGUGAUGGACACGGAGCUUGAAAACGCAGGGAUUCAACAACCUGGAUGGACAACCCGGAGGCCCAGAAUACCCGGAGAGAGAGCUGAGGUGUCAGUCCUGGCAUUUGAGUCAACGAAGAUAGGACGAAAGAACACUGGGCUCAUCAUGUACAAUGGUAUUCGGUUCUUCUAUUACGAUGACUGCAUUCAAGAUGUGGUUGAGGAUGAAAGCACCUUCAGUAGGGAAGCAGGAUGGCCGAAGGCAAAUCGACGGGAAACAGGUCUCUUCGGAGAACAGAAUGAGAGCACGUAUGCCAAUGUCACAAAAGCCCCACCAGGACAAUGGCAUUAUGUCUUUGUCAGCAUAGCACCUAGUGGUGACGGGUUCUUGUUUGUGGAUGGUGAGGUCGCAGCCAGGUUUACAACCACAUGUCGUCCAGAUCCUGUUGGCCGUUUCACCAUCUGUGCAGAUUUCGCAAAUGCAAACCCGCUUUUGCCUGGCGAUUUCUUCUAUGGCCGCAUCGAUGAGGUACGCGUGUUUGCUCGCUACUUGACGCUUGCAGAGGUGAGGGGCCAAAUGUUCAGUACCCUCAAGGGCCAUGAAGAAGGACUGGUGACUUAUUACAAGUUCAGUGAGUGGCUCCCACUGAAUAGAGGAGGUAUGAGUAGGAUUGAAGACAUGUCUGGCCAUGGAGCUGAUGCCCUUAGGAUUUGGCGGAGUGGAGGAGGGCCAGUUCUUGUGUUAUCCACAGCUCCUUGGGCAGCUGCACAUGUCCUCUCAGUGGACCCUCCACUGGGAUCGUUGACAGGGGAAACAGAUGUGACUGUUGUGGGUGCGAACUUUGCACCCAGCAAAUGGCUAGGUGCAUCGUUCGGACCAAACGGUUCAAUUUCGCUGGCUGUGGUGCUGCCAAACUACGAUGAUGGGAUAUUUGUUGCCAAGGCAUCACGAGGGAGGUGUUCCGCAGCCGCUUAUGUGAGAGCUACCAAUGGAGGAGGAGUUUUUGGAAGAACCACCAUUGAUGGGAAGUUCACGUAUGGCUCACAACUUAGUUCCUUGGCACAUCAGCUGAUGGCUCUCUACACAUUGGAGGAAGUGGUCCCACACAAUAUAACAUCGCUCAACGCAACAAUUAGUGCCACUGUGACAGUGGAGGCAAGCUCAACAGCUGUUACUUCCCUGCCCUCUUCCUUGGAGUCUGGCAAUUCCACGGAGCUUCUCCAAGAGCAAGAUGAGCCACUGCAAGAGCAGGUGACACGGCCAAGCCAACAGGAGCACUACUAUGAGUUAGUUGAAAAUGUUGGCAAUCAUAUUGGGCAUGCAAACAUAAGCAAGGAUGACAGGACUAGUCCGAGAUGGCGAUGUGGAUUCAUUCCUGACCGAGAUGGCCUGUUAUCAGCUGCAUUCCUUGUCAGUUGGGGUUUUGAUCCUGAUGAUGAAGACCAUCCUGAUCAGGAUGACCAUGCCACCGUCAUGGGUGGUGCUUCCCAUGAUCGUUGUAUGAUUACUUUGCCCCCUCCUGUGACUUAUCUUCCUCAAGAUGACGUGUUCACAGUCAGCUUGUACAUUUUCCUGUUUGAAGAUCCUCCCCGAUGGGCUCGCCUUGUCCCUGAUGCAGUCAGAAAGCUGUCUGGUGCCUGGAAGUUGUUGACCAUGACCUCCAAUGGGCCUAAGUUUAGAGUGUACAUAAACUCCGUGAGAGUGAGAGACAGGAUAACUGUGGAAUUCUUUGCAAAAGCCAUUCGGGAGUUUGUCGAGACUGGGGAGCUGAUGAGGGGAUUGUUUGUAGGGGUUGAUGAUGUGUGGGUCUAUUCACGACCUUUGGAUAGUUGCGAAGUAUCUGGAAGGUAUUUCACAAACGAGUUUGCCAUUGAUCUGGCAAAAAAGCGGGAUGGAUGGGCUCGGCCAUUUCUGGGUAUACCAAGAGUGGAGGGUGUGGACGAGGUAGGGCCCUAUGCAAGCAAUGGCAGUGAGGGAUACAGUGUCACAGUGGAGGCUUGGAUCUACCCUCAUGAGACCUACGGUCAACAGACGAUCUUAGGGUUCCCAUUAGAUGGCACAGUGGAUGAGCCAGGUGUGCCAGGAGGAACAUCUAUGGCCUUUGGACUAGAUCGUGACCGUUUAACUUUGGUGGUAUAUGAUGGUAAGUGCACCUGGCAAGGCUGUCCCUCAAGAUUCAGCUACAGGGAGCUAGCAUCCUCUCAAGCACGCGUUGUGGCUGGGCAGUGGAGCCAUGUUGCUGCAACCUAUACGGGCAACACGGCCUUCUUGUAUGUGAAUGGCAUUUUGACCGACCUGCAGGAUUGGGGCCAACGGUCUGGCGUGAGGACAAGCAAGCCAUCAGUAUGGUACCUGGGUGGAGAGAACUGGCCAGGAAUGGACCCAAUUUAUGAGGAGCCGCAUCAUUUGCCUUCGGACGCUAGACCAUUCCGAGGGAUUGUUUACAAUCUUGCAGUAUACAAGGGGACACUGGGACCUUAUGCAGGAUGGAUCAUUCCUUACAAAGUCAGAGGUUCGAGCGACGGAAGAGGGUUUGUGCUCCCGUUUGAAGUCAAACACCAUGCUGAGUGUCCCAUUCGAGGACCUCCUGAGCCUGAUGCCAGGACACUUACCCAUUACUGGCGCUUGAAGGCUGGGUUUGGAGACAACGAUAGUGAUUGGCGGACAUAUGUGGCACAGCCUGGCGUUCGAUUGGGUCAUUUUGUGAUGCCGGAAUGGCUUUCCCCACAGCUGCCUCUCAUAGACAUUGGUGCUCUUUGGGUCAAUGUGUCGUAUGAUGGACCGACAUAUGGUCCAGCUGUUACAGUGUAUGGAUCGGCACACAAACGUCUUGAGUCUGGUAUUGGCGGCGAGUUUGUAAUCACUGCACGGAAUCGGUGUCGAAAAAAGAGGCUCGCUGGCGGAGACCACUUUGAAGUGAAACUGUACGCCAGUGCUAGUGAACUUACACCGGUCCUGGUGGGUCAGGUGCGGGACAUGGGAGAUGGAACAUACAGGGUGACCAUUGAUUUUCGGAAUCGGCGUACAUCAAAGACCACUCCUCUCUGUGGGAAAUUGAGAACAGAGAUAUCAUUGAAUGGUGCCAUCAUCAGACAACUUACUGUGGAAACUAUAAUAGAACCUGGUCCAGCUUCUUGGCAUACAACCGGUCCACUGAAUGAUCCAACACAAUUUGUGGAGUGCAACGGUGCUCCGAACGUGAUCACCAUCCAGGCCAGGGACAGGCAUGGGUGCCCCAGAAUCACUGGAGGUGACCGCAUUGUCGUCGGAUUCUCUGGCCCUGCCAAAGUUCCUCACACUAUCAAGGACAAACUCAAUGGCCUGUAUGAGCUGCACUAUGUAGCCCCAAUUUGGGGUCAAUACCGACUAACCGGGUGGCUUGUUCAGUGGGAUGGCAAGCGUUUUCCUAUCCAGCACCUAACUAAUUUAUGUCUACAUGUCUGCAGGAGCUAUGGUCUCGAGUUCAAGGGUUUCAGCUUAGUUGAGGUUAAUUGUGUGGAACCAACAGGGGGACCACUUUGUCCUUCCAAUUACCCGAAACGGAAUACCAUUUGCUUCCCAAGGCCUAAGGAAGGAGAGAAAGAUUGGGCUGGUCAGGUCUAUGGAGGCCCUGGAUUGACCCUCCCACCAUCAGCAUCCAGACACAAUGCAAGCAAGUUGAAAUCAACCAGGGCAAACAGCAUGUACUUGCCUUCUAAUGCCAGCAUGCCCAUUUCUGCUCCCGUUGGUGCACCAGGCCGACGUGCCGUCUCUCCUCCAACUUGGCCCAACUUCGACACAGCGCGUUACCUCUCUCUGCCAGUGCACACCAAAGGGCUGGCCAUGCAGGCGUGGAUACUUCCAAAGCCUUUCAAUGACAACAGGGAGACGGAAAUGAUGUACAAUUCGUCUGCAGAUUAUCCUCCUCCUAGCCGCUGGAUCUUCAUGAAAGGCCCCCCUUACAGCACCCUUGACACGGUUCGUGGCUGGGAACUCAAGCUUGACAGGAAUCUCACCAAACUCACGGCCUCUGUGUACUGUGGAGCUGGACUUCUUCGCCAAGUGACAGGAAAUGUUAGUCAACCUCCUGACGGUCAAUGGAACUGGAUGCAUGUGGCAGCAUCGUAUGCUGCAAACGGCCGAUCUUUCUCUUUAUACAUCAAUGGGAUCCGUAUUGCUAGGAAGUUGUGGCGAGACGAGCCAAGGAUGGCUUCUCGUUUUGACUAUUAUCAUCCCAUGGACAUAGGGUGGGGAUUUGAAGGUAAGAUUGAUGAGCCAAUCAUAUGGAGAACAGCACGAACAGCCAAGCAGAUUAGAGCUUCAAUGCGUUGCCCAGUUCCAUGGUCUGAGUCAGGGAUGAACAAGAUAGCGUUCUAUUCCACAUUUGGAGAAGGAUAUGGCCUGACUGUGCAAGGAUGGGGUCAUAAUUGCCGGCCAGGAACCGGUAGAGGACACUGUCUGGUGGGCAUCAUGGAUCCUGUGGCUUCAGGAUCUCUCUCUGCGGAACCAUGUGGUGUGAUUAAUCCAGAUUUUGCUGCGGGGGUGGAUGGUGCUGCAGCCUAUGGCAAAGUGGGUAUUCCUGAUGUUAACAUGUUCCAGUCAGAUGUAGUCCCUCCGCUGAAGGCUAUAUCACAUGUACGCAGUAACUUUACAGUCUUUGCCAUUGAUGCAUGUGGAUUUGGGUACCAAGGGGAUCAAGAUCUGAAGAUCAUGCCUUAUCUGCAAACCGUUAAUGAUGCAUGGUUUAACCAGGUCCACGACCCAUUUGAAUAUCCACUGCAUGCAGUGGGAGGUGGACAACCUCAAGGCUUGUGCAAGCGCCCUCUCGAUGUCUGCUUAAUGGAAGAGGAUCCGGAGCCAUAUGACCCUAUGAUAGGACCCGCUGGACGUCCAUCAAGUGGCUGGAGGUGUGACUUCGAGGGAUCACCAGGACGUUACUACUUAUAUGCGGAAGUGGAGCCAACUGGUGUUGAGGGGAGGGUUCCCUUCCGAGCAUCAGACUCUCUCCGCCGGGUCAAUGUGACGAUCAAACCCGGUGUGCCAGUAUAUUUUAUGGCACGAGGCCCUGGACUCCGCCAAGCAGCUGUGGGUGUGCCAGCAUGGUUUGAGGUAACAGUUCAUGAUGCACAUGGUGGUCUCAUUCCUGGAGAGGAAGAAGGAGGCAUAGACCUUGCAUCCAAGAUAAGGUCAUCGUACACUAUCAAUCAUCUAGAAGUGGCCCUUUUUGUGGAGAGCAGGGUGUUCAGGAGUCGAUUCCGACGACGGCGCAUCAGUGGGGAGGAUGCUGGAGAUGGAUUCCGAAGUGGGACCUACAGGGUGGUAUAUGUCCCUCAGGUCCCAGGGAAGUACUCUAUUGUCAUUGAGACCAACCCUCAGCCUUUUGUGGUUAGAGCUGUCGUUCGUUCAAAUGCAUCUCUCCCGUUGCUCCUGGAAGGAGGGCAAGCCCCCCUUCCUCUUUGGCGUUUUGCUCACUCUGGUGUGCUGCACAAUGGAGACCUCUAUGUCUUCGGUGGGGCUCGGCAGGACAAGGCUUACCUUAAUGAUGUGUGGGCUCUUCGAGGGGUGGAAGAUGUUUCCCCCAAAUCGUGGACAGAGCACAGACAUUGGACUCGUGAUCCCUCCUCCGCUGCAGGUGAUCCUAAUGUGGAGAACGCAAAUGUGACUCACAGACCUUGGCCUAUUCUCGCCUACAUGAAGCCAAUAGAGGUGAAAAUGAUAAUGGCACAAAGUGAAUCUAACAAGGAGAAGGGGCGGGAGUUUUCACCAUUCCUAGUAGACGGCCGAGAGGGAUACACAGUGCAGGUUGUUGUGGACACAAAAGAGCUUGUUUACGAAGGUAUGCUAGGGCCUGAGUGUGCAGACGUGGCCUUCACUGCUGCUAACAAUGCCUAUCUGCUGGGUUUCUACAUGGAUGCCUACCCUGGCUGUGAUACCCCUUCAACUUUGUUCUGGGUUCACGUACCAGCUGAAGAAUUCCACAUGCCCGCGAACUCCUCAAUGGACUCACCAGCAAUUGCAACAGCCACCAUUGAGAUGUAUUAUGGAAAUGCUUAUGUCCGUAGAGGUCAUUCUCACCCACGAGCACAUGGUUUGUUUGCGUUGUAUGAGGGCUUUGAGGAACUCGGAAAAACUGCUUCCAGGCUUGCAUGGAUCAGCAAGCAUCCCAUUUAUGCCAAAGAGCAUCUACAUGGACUGCAGUUCGUUCAGGAACAAAGGCUUUUGGCUAUGAUGAUGAUGCCAUUUGCAAGGACGGGCAAAGACAAUUCCACAGAAACAAAGCACCAGGUCCUCAACAGCCAUAAUGAUGUGAGCCUGAAAAAGGAUGUCAUUGACGAAGCCCUGGAUCUGGCCAGUCUGACGAAGCGGCUAUCUUCAACAUCAUGGACAUGGCUGGAUGUUGUUCGAGCAAUCACUACGAUUGCUGGCAGCCGGAACAAGCGUGGUGGCAGCAGAGAGCUUUUAGAGAUAGCUUCUGUGAGGAAGCAUGCAGCGGCACUGACAAGUGACACGUUUGAUGAGGAGGGGAGUACAGUGAUAGGUGGUAUUGCUGGUUUGACUGCAUCUUCUCACCUCAACAUGUUGGUUGACCACACGUCAGCAGGCAGAAAAGCAUCAACCUCACUGGAGUCUCUCCUCUCUUCUUCGCGCUCCCUUGCGUCAUCCAGUGAUACUAGUGAUUCACCAAGCAUAGGACCAUUCCGGUUUGGUCCUCACUGUGGGAGUGGUGGUCGAAUCAAUCCUUUGUCCUUUGGACUGUCAGAUGAAUUGACAUAUGAUGGGAUGUUUGCGCUCAAGGCCCACAGAGGAAGCCCAGGUGUUGUGGAGGCUCUCACACAUGGCCAGAAACCUCUCAAGCAUUUCAUCUUACGGGCUUGGUUCUAUGAUUCUGAUUCUGAGAACUCCUCCCAAUACAUCAGCCCAGACUUUGGUGAAUGCCCAACCGUUGAGGGGAGUGGUAAGGUGCUUCUGCCCGAUGCUGGGGGGCCACCUAUGGCCCGAUCCACUGCCCUAGGAGUGUACACUCCUUCGCACCUGGCCGAGUAUGUGGUCGCAUCUCCAUGGGUUUCUACAGGCUAUGGAAGAACAGCAAACUGGCAUCUCUUGGAGAUCAGAAGUAACCCUGAGGAGGGCAUGAAGGCACUGGUUGAUGGACUAGUACUCAAGACAAUACCACACGGCAUCAAAUUAAGGAAAGUUCAAAUUACCAAUGGCUUUGGGAAUAUGGAUGAGCUGCAGGGAUGGCUAGCACUGAUGGUACCAUCUGCUGCAUACUGGGAUGAGAUUAUGGUCGUAAUCUGGAACCACCACAUUCCAGCUGCCAUGGCACCAUUGUUGAGCGAUAAAAAGGAUAUACCGGUUUCCUGGGCAAAGGGAAGGAAAUGGGAGAAGGUUGCUGUCCCAGAAACGGUGGGUGCAUGGGGCUCCCCACAAGCAGGUGCAGGGAGAACAGCACCUCCCCCUCCAAGAGCUGGCCAUUCAGCUGUGGUACACAAUGGAGUAAUGCUCAUCUUUGGUGGCGAGAGGAGCACCUACACAUUCAAUGACAUCUGGGCCUUUGACCUCCAAACCACGGAGUGGCAGUACAUCAGCCCUCAAGUUGGUACUGUGCCCCUAUCAGCUGACCCAUCAACGCCAUUAGGCAUGCCAGCUCCUCGCUAUGAUCAUUGUGCGAUAAUUACCCCAGAUGGACAGAUGAUGGUUUAUGGAGGACGAUCCGGUGCCCAUGUCUUUGAUGACAUGUGGUCUUACCACAUUGCCAGUAACACAUGGACGAAGCUGGAACUCUCUGGUGUUCCACGACAUGUGGAGAUUAAUGAGGGCACAGGAUCAGGUAUGGUGGUGGAGAGUGUAGAGUUGGCAGCUGCAGCACGAAGGAUUACAGUGGAGGGAGAUGGGCUGGCAUGGACAAGCAGCAACAGUCGAGACGAGGAUGAGGGUUGGGAGAGUCCACUGGGGCGGCGGUUUGGUGCAACCAUGGUGCUCAUUGGAGAUCAUGCAUAUGUUCUUGGAGGAUUCAGAGGUGGAUCCUUCUCCACUGAUUUCCGUAAGGUUGAUAUACACACAGGGAGGGUGGAGUGGCUCCCUGAUGUGCCAUUUGAAGGGAGGUACGGGCAUUGUGGAUUCACCGAUGGUAAAGAUCUGUUCGUGGUAGGUGGUACGUCGAUGGAUACAAUCUAUGGAGAGCUCUGGAAAUAUGACAUUGCCAUGACUUCCCUGAAGCUGGCAGAUGGGUUGAGAGAGAGCUUUUCGGACACGCUUGCGAGUUUUAUAGUUGCGAAGAGGAUUUCGAAGGUGGAGGAGAGUGAGGUGGAGGUCGCGGAAGCCAAUGCUAACCGGUUCCUGGAGAGGCUAGCUGCUGCCGUCGCAGCCUUGGUUCGACUGCGGAACUUGGAAGAUCUCGAGGCCCGCGUAACAGCGCUGGAGCAGCGGAACCAAGAGCUGCAGGCUGAGAUAACCAGCCUCAAACAGUCCCAGUUGUUUGCCCCCCGCCCUCCUAACCCUCGGUCUGCUGUAGUCCCGGUCUCUCAAUCAAACACAACCCUUAUAGUAAGAUCAAGUGGAACCAUGGCAAGAGUAGGAACCGGUGCCAGCUCCUCGAGCGGCAGCGCCGACAGUUCUGCGUUGGUCAUGGUCCCAAAUACAGGGACUUCARCCCAAAACGCCACAGUCCUUACUGGCGUUCAGUACAACGGUCCCAUGGUGGACAAGCGGGCGGCCACGCUGCCGUCCAAGUACGAUGGGAAGACAGACACCAACUCUUGGAUUAGUUCCAUGCGGUCGUACUUCGAGGUCAUGCGGACACCGCAAGAGGACCGAAGUAUGAUCAUGGGAACUAAUAUUGAGCCCGCCGUACGAAACCACAUUGAGCUCCAAGCUGUCGCUGCAGGCUAUGAAUGCAUAGACCUGACUGAAUGGCUGAAGGUCACCCCUGUCCGCGCUCUUGAGGAUCUUCUCCUUGACCGGUACCAAGAUAAACAUGCUGCGCUCAAGGCUAGGUUGAAGCUGGAGGCCCUCAAGGGUCAAACAUGGAGGCCAUCCAUGCAGGCUUUGGAACAACACUUGACUAGUCUGUUCACCACUCCGGAUCUGGGAAUGACUGACGUGUCGUGAUUGCUAUCGUCUUCAGGGAAACAGGCAAGGGGCGUAGAGGAGACAUCAGCGCUCCCUACGACAAGGGAAGAUGAGCAGCCAAUUGCGGGCCCUUUCGAGGAGCCUAGAUCUGAUCAGCAGCUUGCUCUUGAAGCCCGAACUAAUGCUAAUUCCAAGGCUGGUGCAGUCCAAGUGUUAUACACUGAGCCUUGGGAGGAGUCUAAAGAAGUUGACUUCCACGCCCACAUGGAGCACAGGCUGCAGCUCAAGCAGCAACGCCGUGUUCAAGGGGGCGUGGAGCUGACUUUCUUUAAACUGCUCCUUAAUCGCCGAUAUAUCCGUGUGCUGAUAGACAGUGGUUCAACCACUAAUUUCUUCCCUCCGAACGGGAUUCGUAAGGCGGGCCUGGGUAUGAAGCGAGUGGAACUGCAUAACCCUUGUCGGACUCAAGUAGGCAACCAAGAGGUUGUCACUUCCACUCAUGCUGUCAAAGGUGUGCGCAUCACCUUUGACAAGGACYGCACUGUCACACAUGAGCUCAACUUCUAUGUCAUGGACAAGUGUCCGUUCGACGCGGUCAUUGGCUUGGGYKGGCUAAAGGCUCAUUGCCUAAGGACCACGUGGGCGGACAAUCAGUUCGUGGUACUUGAUGCCAAGGGGAACGAGCGUACCGUCUUAUUAGAUGAGACGCGCGAGUCUCCUGUGACUCUUCUAAGUGCAAACAAAUUCUGCAGGUAUGUGGUCGUGUACCUUGAUGAUAUCCUGAUCUUCAACAAAACCAUGGAAGAGCACCUCAAGCACCUUGAGGAAGUUUUGCAGGUCCUCAAGGAGGCGCAACUGCACCUCAACUUAGAGAAAUCUGAGUUUGGGAGGGACAGCGUCAUCUAUCUUGGGCAUCGGUUGUCUGCAAACGGCCUUGAGCCGGAGGCAACCAAGGUUGAGCAAUUUGAUUGGCCAGGAAUGAAAGGAUCUGCUCAGAAAUUCAUUGCUGAAUGUCAGGUAUGCCAAAGAAUCAAGGUCCACAGGCAUAAGACUUAUGGCCUAUUGAGACCUCUCCCCAUUCCUGAUGGACCCGGUGAGUCGAUUUCCAUCGACUUCACGGACAUGGGAAAGGUGAGUGAGGCUGGGAAUUCACAAGUCAUGGUCAUUGUGGACCGCUUCUCUAAAUUUCUGAACUUGAUUCCUCUCCCUCCUCAUGCCCCGACUGAACUUGUCAUCGAGGAAUUCCAUCAGCAGUACAUUCUACAGUUCGGCGUCCCGAAAACUAUUGUGAGUGAUCGGGACACCAGAUUCAUCAGCAAAGAUUGGAAAGACUUCACGUCUCAGAUCUACGACAUCAAACUGAACCGGACUUCUGGUCGACACCCCGAAGCCAACGGAUUGGCCGAGGAGAUCAACCAGACUGUCAUCCAACUGCUACGCGCACUGAUUGUUCCAGAUCAGAACACGUGGGACAAGGAAUUACACAAAGUGAAGGGGCUGUACAACAACUCCAUUCACUCUGCAAGUGGUGUGACACCAAAUCAGCUGCAGUAUGGAUGGCCGAUGCGCAAUCCCCUCUCUUAUCUGUUCCCCGAACGGUCACCUAGUCUGAUGCCCAACAUGCCUGGCUACAAUGCCAAGUACGCACGCUUUCUCAAAGCUGUUAUUGCAGCCAUGAACAAGCGCCAGCAUGCCAUGAUCAAACAUGCUAACAAGCUGCGCAAAGAAGAAAAAUUCAAAGUUGGGGAUUAUGUUUGGGUCAAAAUGUCUGAGUUUUUUUAUGAAGAGGGCGUAUCACAGAAACUUCUUCCAUUGUACCACGGCCCUUGGCAGAUUUUGAAGGUAAUCGAGGAUGACUUUGACCCUUCAUUUGUGAUUGACGUGCCUCCUCAUCUGCGCACGUAUCCGGUCUUUCAUGCGUCCAAACUGUUCCCACACAUUGAUGAUGAGACGUUUCCCUUCCGAGAUCCUAUGAUACCUCGCCCUAUCGAUGGUGGCCAUGAGAUAGACCGAAUCGUUUCUCACGAGGGCAAAGGGAGGAACAGACAGUAUAAGGUUCACUUCCUCUACCACCCGUUGACUGAAUUCUUUUGGAUCGACCUGAAAGAGCUGCUAAAGAAUGCUCCCCGUGUUGCGGCGAAGAUGAAGAGGUUGGAGGAGGAGAUGAAGAGGGUACAACAGGAGGAGGAAGAAAGAAGGAAGGCUGCUGAAGCAGAAGCGGCAGCAGAAGAAGAGAAAGAGAGAAUGAGAAUUGAGAGUGGAGAAGGGAGCAGUGGUGGCACGAUGAAGUGGGAGACAAAUACUGACCUGGAGAAGAAGAUCAGCGAGUGGGUCGCUAAUUUAUCGUUGGGGGAAGACGAGGAGGCGGAGUCCUAUGUGACUAAGGAUGAGAAGGCUGCGCUGGCCGCUGAGCUAGCAGCCAUGACAGACCCAAUGGAACGAAGGGAGAGGGAAGACGAGCAAAAGUUAGCAUGGAAGUUGAGAAUGAAGAGGGAGAAGAAGAGGAGGAGAGAGGAAGUGAAUAAGAUGACCACAACAGUGGCAAAGGUGCAGGAGUGUAGAGCGGAGGUCUUGGAGAAGCUUAGAGAGGCUAACUUCAAGAUCAACGCGAAGAAGUGCGAGUGGGCCAAGACGCAAGUUUUGUACUUGGGCCACGUAUUAGACGGAGAUGGCAUCAAGCCAGAGGACAGCAAGAUCGCGGCGAUUAGAGAUUGGCCGACGCCCCGCACGAUGACAGAGUUGCGGUCAUUCCUAGGCAUAGCUAACUACUACAGGAAGUUCGUGAGGAACUUCUCCACUAUCGCCGCUCCCUUGCGCAGGUUGCUGAAGAAAGAGGCAAUCUGGCAAUGGGACAAAGACUGUACGUCUGCGCUCAAGAAGUUAAAGCGCGCGGUAAUAGAGUAUCCUGUCCAAGUUGCAGAUCCGUCUCUGCCAUUUGUCGUCACCACGGACGCGAGUCAGUAUGGGAUAGGCGCCGUGUUGCAGCAAGACGACGACAAUGGCUAUAGACCCGUGGAGUUCAUGUCAGCGAGGAUGCCCUGUGAGAAGGUUGCUGCCUCCACGUACGAGAGAGAACUCUACGCUCUCAGGCAGGCUUUAGAUCAUUGGAAGCACUACCUGCUUGGGAGGCACUUCAAAGUGUAUUCGGACCAUGAAACGCUUAGAUGGUUAAAGACUCAGGCCAAGAUGACACCUAAGUUGAUUAGGUGGGCCGCAGAGAUAGACCAAUUCGACUUUGAGCUCAAGCCAGUGAGGGGCAAGUACAACGUAGUUGCGGAUGCUCUCAGUAGGAGAUCAGACUACUUUGGAGCUGUAGUACACUAUCUGGAUAUAGUGAGAGACCUGCAGGAGAAAGUGAGGCAAGCAUAUGCGCAUGACCCCUUCUAUAGCGACCUCCUAAAGAGAGUUAGAGAGGCCCCAGAGACUGAACCAGAUUACCGCACUACAGACGGGUUGUUGUUUGAGAAGACUAAUGCGUUUGACCGCCUGUGCGUUCCCAACAGCGAAGAGAUUCGUAGUCUAAUUCUAGGGGAAUGUCACGAUACUGAGGGACACUUCGGUUGGCAAAAGACGUUAGCCAACUUGAUGCGUGCGUAUACUUGGCCAGGGAUGAAGAAUGACUGCAUAGAGUAUGUCCGCAGUUGUAAAGUUUGCCAGAGGAAUAAGUCUACUACACGCGCGCCCCUAGGUCUUCUCAGACCCUUGCCUAUUCCGGAUCAGCCGGGAGACUCAAUGUCCAUAGACUUCAUGGACACCCAAGUCAAGAGUAGACAUGGCCCAUCGGGAUGUCAUGUGCUGUUGCUGUUGCGCAAGUAAACGAGGUAGAUUGUGACUAUCUCUAUCCGGUGCUUGAUCUCUCUCUCUACUGCUCCCGUUGGGGUCUCUCGCACGUCGGUGAACUCCUCCAACAGUUUUUCUACCUCUGGCGGCGUUGGAUAUCUCUUCCUUUUUGCCUUCACUCACUGGUCUAACGUACGCUACGAAGACUUGGUCAACCAGAUCGGCCGUGACCAUGUGCCUUGCGAACACGGGGGCACUCAUACAACAAAGGGACAGAUGGAUGGGACUCUAAUCCAGACUCGCGAGGUAGAUUGUGACACAUCGUGAGGAGGGGGAUGUAAAUGAAUGAAAGUCGGUGAA